Dentiscutata heterogama is the source of this 216-nucleotide messenger RNA. The record is from the annotation of a GenBank genome assembly. Lineage: Eukaryota; Fungi; Glomeromycota; Glomeromycetes; Diversisporales; Gigasporaceae.
AUGUAUGUAAUUAAUGGUGUAAGAGAGACUCCUAUUAAUGGAACACCAAUUGACUUCGUGAAUAUUUAUUGUGAUGCUUGGAAUAAUGAUCCAAUAUUACGACCUGACAUAGCUGAAAUUCGUCACAAAUUAAAUCAUAUACAAUUGGAUCCAAUUCAUUACUACCAGACAGAGUUUGAGUUGAAAUUAUCAAUGGUUUUAGAAAUAUGGUAUUAA